UCAGGAGGAGGCCCUGUCAGGAGGAACCGUCCAUCAGUCAGGUUGAGGUUGCAGGAGGUUAUAUAACAAUUGUCUACUUUUUUUUUAACUGUAAAUACUGUUUUCAGUCGGAUAUAGAACCAUGAAUCCUGAUAUUAUUAAAGAGCGGCAAAACGCCACUUUUGACGUCGAGAAAUUAACCUAUGUUUUGGACGGGGGCCUUGAGAAGACCAAAAGAAGACGAGAAAUUGAGUCCAUGGUUUUCAGUGACCCAGACUUUGAGGAGGAGGACCCAAACUUCCUGUCCCGCAGUGAGCGCUAUGACCAGGCUGUAAGAAAAAGCGCCCAAAUGAUCCUGAAGCUCAGAGAGUAUGGCAUUGCAGACCCAGAGGAGAUCUACUGCUAUAAGACUAUGGUACAAGGCAACCACCAUGAGGCCAUGGGGCUACACUUUGUCAUGUUCCUCCCGACCCUGUACAGCCAGUGUGACCCUCAGCAGUCCAAGAAAUGGUUACCUCUGGCAAAGUCCUUCCAGGCCGUGGGCACAUAUGCCCAAACUGAGAUGGGUCACGGCACACACCUCAGGGGGCUGGAGACCACAGCUACAUAUGACCCGGCCACACAGGAGUUUGUCUUGAACAGUCCCACAAUCAGCUCCAUCAAAUGGUGGCCUGGAGGACUUGGAAAGACCUCAAACCAUGCCAUAGUUCUAGCCCAGCUUUAUACUCAGGGAAAUUGCCACGGUCUGCAUGCUUUCAUCGUACCUAUCCGCGACAUGAGCACACAUGUACCCUUGCCAGGUAUUGUGGUUGGAGAUAUAGGCCCCAAGUUUGGCUUUAAUGAAGUUGACAACGGCUUCCUAAAACUAGAGAACGUACGAAUCCCACGGGAGAACAUGCUGAUGAAAUACGCCAAGGUGGAGCCAGAUGGAACCUAUGUGAAGCCACCAAGUGCCAAGCUGACCUACGGCACCAUGGUGUUCAUCCGCUCAUUGAUUGUAGGCGAGUCAGCUCGGGCCCUCUCCAAGUCCUGCACCAUCGCCAUCCGCUACAGUUCUGUUCGACACCAGUCUGAAAUCCGGCCGGGAGAGCCAGAGCCUCAGAUCCUCGACUACCAGACGCAGCAGUACAAGCUGUUCCCUCUGCUGGCUACGGCCUAUGCCUUCUCUUUUGUCGGCCAGUACAUGAAGGAGACCUACCACCGCAUCAGUGGAGACAUCAACGACGGGGACUUCAGUGAACUGCCUGAGCUCCAUGCGCUGUCUGCGGGUCUGAAGGCCUUCACCACGUGGACAACCAACUCUGGCAUUGAGGUGUGCCGCAUGUCAUGUGGCGGCCAUGGCUACUCUCGCAGCAGUGCCUUGCCGGACAUUUACGUUGAGUUCACCCCUACAUGCACCUACGAGGGAGAGAACACGGUCAUGAUGCUGCAGACCGCAAGACACCUGGUGAAGAGCUACCGGCAGGCUAAGGCAGGACAGCAGCUGAGCGGCAUUGUAUCAUAUCUGAAUGAAGCAAAGCAGCACAGGGUCCAGCCACAGCCUGUCGCUGCCAGACCAACCGUGGUAGACAUAAACGACCUGGCUAGCCUGGUGGAGGUCUACAAACAACGAGCUGCCAUUCUAGUUGAGCUGGCAGCUAAGAGUAUCCAGCAAGAGAUACAGAACAGGAAGAGCCAGGAGGACGCCUGGAACAACAGUUCUAUUGACCUGGUCAGAGCCUCAGAUGCCCAUUGUCACUAUGUCGUAGUGAAGCUCUUUACUGACAAGCUGGGGGAGAUCGGUGACAUAGCGAUACACUCAGUGCUGUCAACCCUGGCUCUGCUGUACGCCCUGCACGGCAUUACAACCAACUCUGGAGACUUUCUACAGGCUGGACUGCUGAAUGUGCCCCAGGUGCACCAGGUUUCUGUUCGUAUCAAGGAGCUGCUGUCUCAGCUGAGGCCCAACGCUGUGGCACUGGUAGAUGCCUUUGACCACCACGACAAGAAGCUAAAUUCAGUCCUGGGACGAUAUGAUGGCAACGUCUAUGAGCACAUGUUCGAAUGGGCUCGUCGCUCACCCCUAAAUGCUACAGAGGUCCAUGAAUCCUUCCACAAGUACCUGAAGCCCCUGCGGUCCAAACUGUGAGCUGACCCCCUUGUACCUUAAGUCCUGGUUGCGACCCUUCAAAUCUCCAUAUAUUGGCACAACCUUAACCACAUUAACGCCAGUCAAUAUCAACACCAUGAUGGCAAUUACUUUCCAUCAGCUGGUAUUUACCAGUCUGAAGGAAUUUAGCCUCCCCUACUUUACUCUCUAUGUGUGGUCAUGUUAACACCAUAAUCAGCCACUCUAAAGGCCAUGGUAUAUUGUCACAUUUUGGGGCUGUCUACAUUGUUCUCUUUGGUGAUGGGGGAUGAUGCGGAAAUGAGUGGCCUGUAAACGGGGUGUACAACCUGAAACAAUAUCAAGACAAUGCAAUUAUGAGGAGAAUAAAGGCAAUACCAGGAAUUAGAAUUAUAUCUAAAAAUCUCUAAUGAAAUCAUUAUUUUGAAAAAUAGCUUUAAGAAUAAUGAAAACAAUCAGUUAUUUGCAGUUUAAGAAGACCUUGUUUUCUGUAGAGAAAUUCCAUUGUGAAGUUUUUAUUAUUUCAGUUCCCCCCAUCUUUUCUUCACUUUCUACUGCGUGCCUGAUGGCUCAGCUGUAUGAGCCAGCCAAGAUAGGAAUGCCAUUUCUCUUUUUUUCUAACAAGAACGGAAUGUGAUUAUGAACGUUACAUAAUGUUAGAGAUUUUUAUGUUAGGAGCAAACCAACAGCAAAAUCAGUUUUGGUUGUUUCCCCUGACGAAGAGGACCAACGGUUAUUUGAAAAGACCCUGUGCUGUUUGUUGUUAUUAAAGAGGCAUACAUUUUUUCAUGACCUUUAUCAAUGCUGUACGCAUCAAGAAAGAAUUGCACAAGUCUGUGACACCCCUUACCCUUCCAUACCUGUGAAUGAUGGUGUAAUAUGACUGACUUAAAUGGCAGUCAAAAUGUAGUUUGAAUUAGAUAAUUAAGAGCAGAUGUCCAACGGUGAAGAUAAUAUAAAAAUAUUCCUCCUGUAAAAUGCUGCAACAAAUACCAUUUUGAAACAGUCAGUAGAUAAUCACUACACCUUAAAAGUCAAUGUCCUGCAUUGUAUCAAACUGUUCCUCUCAGCCUUAAGUUGAUACUUCACCCAAAGUGCAUGUUUUUAGAAUAAAAAAACUCUCUCUGUGCUGCGGUCAGCUUGAAUUCAUGUCCGUCACAGUUGUCUCCAAUGCUAAUGCUUUUUACAAGACUGAAAAAUCCUUAAAAUUUCCCAGUUGCUGUAUUUCAAGGCAAAACAAACUGCCUUUACUCUCAGCCCCACCACCUGUUGCAUUUCUCGCUAUAUAGUGAAUAACGUCAUACUUUAAUGAUCCACUUCACAGAUACUAGUGUGUAGGUUAUAUACCGGUACUACUCCAUUGAUAGAAGCUGAGCUCAAUAGAGAGAAGAGAGGUCCAUCAAGAGACAGUGAAUGUGAGAAAGUGGAAUGAUUUACAACGACUUACUGGAGAUGAAAUUAACAUCUUUGGGGUGAUUUGUACUAAAUUCCUCAAUUUCUGAACCAUGACUGUGUUCAAACAUUAGAACGAAUAAUUACUAUUCUGUGCGUCCACAUGCUUCUGAAUGUAUUUGUUGGACAGAACGGUUUCUGCAGAUAAUGGUGAAGUAUGUCAAAUGUGUAAAAAGCACCUGUGACGACACAAGGUAGGCAUUUCUGUCAAUUUAGAGUUUAAUGAGACCACAUAAUGCACUGUAUAUGUGAAUUAGUAUUCUCCCUCCCUGCUGUGUGAGGUUGAUAUAUUAUAAAGAAAAAAACACAAGAAAAACACCAGCUAACAUCUACAUGGAUUAUUUUUUUAGUUUUUAAUCAAGCACAUUUUAAACUACAAACUUUAAAUAAUUCUAUUGUUAAUAUGCUGCGACGUUCAAAUCCUGUUGACUGAAUUGUUCUAAUUCAUAUAUGAUAAACUAUGUGCAAACUGGAUCUUUUUUGAUUAAUGCUUCUGUAUCGGUUAUUAAAGUUUCAGAAACCGUUUAGAAAAACCUAUAAUUAACUGACUUAGCAAACAAAUGUAUCAUAUUUCAUAGAAUUGGUGGAUUUUUAUUUCUUGCUUUAUCUCAACUCAUCUGCAGUAGGCUAUUUUAUAUUUUCUCAUUCAGCAACCUAAUCCUAAUGGCAGAUGCUGGUGAAUAAAAGUAGCAACAGAACGACACAAAAAUAAUUUAGAUUUUUCUUUGCGGGGGGGGGGGAAUUUGUUAAAUAAUGAUGUGCCUGAGGAAGUUGUCUUUUGUUAAUGUAAGUCAUCGAGAAUGUUCUUACAAGGCUUAUAGUAUUUCAUUUCUGUAUUUGUAUGACUUUUAUUAAUUCAUUUCUGCUGCACGGGAACAAUUAUUAUAUAAUGACUAAGCUCUUUGUUAAGCAUGUUUGUGUGAUGUUUUAUUGUGUAAUAAUUAUUUGAAACAUGGUUUUAAUUUGACCUGUAAGUUAUAUUGAUAAAAAACUAAAUCAUGUGUGUUGUUUAUCUGUCUUGCUCAGUUAACCUGCAUGAACUGUAUUACAUCGACUUUGGAAAACACUGCUUUUUUGUACCACUUUCAUAAGAAAUAUACUGUACUGGAAGAACUUUACAUACUCAUGUAAAUCAAAAACUUAGCAACAUAGUAUACCAUAAAGCCACUUGAAUUAAGGUGAUCAACUUUCAGCCUAGAUGACACUGGAUCCUGCUGCAGAAGAGUUCAGUAAAAUAAUAGAGCAAAUAGAACUAAGUAAAAAAUUACAAGUGUCAGUGGUAUAGCAGACAGAUCAGUUUACUAGUCAUGAUUAGUGCUUUUCAGGCUGUGAACAUAGUUGUGCAAGUCUGGAGGAGCUUUCUAAAGUCUGAGAAAAUAACAAAGUAUCUUUGACUGGGCUGGAGACUUUUAUAGAAAGCCAGAAAGUUAUCAAUUCGGGGUUAGGCCCUAUUGAGAUGGAUUAAUGGAACUGUAGGAUCCAGCAUUCUUUGGGCUUGACCCAUACUAUGGUCAUAUCUCUCCAUCUGCUGCAUCAAUUUGGACCAUUCUUUGUUCUUCCAACUUUGUGGAAGGGUACUACUGAAUUGCUGCAGUACCCCUUUAAGUUCAAUAAAUGUAUCAGAUUUUUUCCCAACA
This is a messenger RNA of Perca fluviatilis (European perch), 5175 nucleotides long. RefSeq names its product acyl-CoA oxidase 1, palmitoyl (gene acox1). Gene Ontology annotation, cellular component: peroxisome. Gene Ontology annotation, biological process: fatty acid beta-oxidation using acyl-CoA oxidase; very long-chain fatty acid metabolic process; lipid homeostasis. Lineage: Eukaryota; Metazoa; Chordata; Actinopteri; Perciformes; Percidae. The record is from RefSeq and is a predicted model, not a curated record. Bases 122 to 2107 code for a protein of 661 amino acids. The transcript has 14 exons. Gene Ontology annotation, molecular function: fatty acid binding; FAD binding.